Messenger RNA from Dichomitus squalens LYAD-421 SS1, 1524 nucleotides. RefSeq names its product diphthamide biosynthesis protein. The record is from RefSeq and is a predicted model, not a curated record. The transcript is spliced from 10 exons. Lineage: Eukaryota; Fungi; Basidiomycota; Agaricomycetes; Polyporales; Polyporaceae. Gene Ontology annotation, biological process: protein histidyl modification to diphthamide. Bases 1 to 1524 code for a protein of 507 amino acids. Gene Ontology annotation, molecular function: 2-(3-amino-3-carboxypropyl)histidine synthase activity.
AUGGCGGAAACUGCUACGUUCUCGUCAUCCGGCGUGGAUGCCAUUACUCGCCCCAUACAUCUCGAAGAAGAGGUCCCAGACAUACUCUCUCAGGCCCAGCUUGAAGAAUCAUACGAUAUCGCGCGAACAGUUGACGAAAUCGAGAAAGGGGAUUACAAGAGAAUCGCACUGCAGUUCUCGGAUGAGCUCCUGCCUCAUUCGGUCCCAAUCUUCCGGGCACUGAAGUCCAGAACAACGGAAGGUCGAGAGUUUUAUGUGCUCGCGGACACGUCCUACGGGAGUUGCUGCGUCGAUGAAGUCGCCGCACAGCAUGUAGAUGCAGAUGCUUUGGUCCACUACGGUCAUGCUUGCAUGAGUCAGACAUCACGACUACCAGUGAUCUACGUUCUGGGCAAGAAGCCUAUAGACGUUUCGCACUGCGUAGAAAGCUUCGCAGAGGUUGUGCCAAAUCUUUCUGACAAACACAGCAUAGUGUUGAAGUAUGAUGUGGCCUAUGCCUAUGAAGCUGACCUUGUCAUCACAGCCCUCAAGAACAAGCUGUCUUCGUCGACACGUAUACUGCAUACUCCCGUUACAUUGACUUCACAUCCUGCAUCGUCAGGACAACAUCGUACCCCACAGGAACUCCAAGAAACAGGCGCAGAUCCUUCACCCGAUUCCAAUGUGUCUCCCGAGAAAAGCGCGAUCCUCUACAUCGGCGGAGAAAGCCUCACGCUCACCAACCUCCUACUCACCCACGCAUCUUACGAGGUCUACGCGUACGAUCCCAAGACCCGAACCGCGCGAUUAGAGUCUGGGCGCACGAACAAGCUUCUCAUGCGCCGCUACGUCGCCGUCCAGAAAGCUCGCGACGCAGACGUCAUCGGCAUCCUCGUCGGCACCCUCGGCGUCGCCAACUAUCUCCCCCUCAUCUCGCACCUCCGCACGCUCCUCGCCCGCGCCCAGAAGAAGUCCUACACCAUCUCCGUGGGCAAGCUCGCCCCCGCGAAGCUCGCCAACUUCCUCGAGAUCGAGGCCUUCGUCCUCGUCGCGUGCCCCGAGAACUCCGUGCUGGACGCGAAGGAGUUCCUCCGGCCGAUCGUGACCCCAUACGAGCUCGAGGUCGCGCUGCGCCCGACGCAGGAGUGGACCGGGCGGUACGUACUGAACUUCGAGGAGCUCCUGAGGGAGGGGCAGGCGGAAUCAGAGGGUGCGUCUGUGUCUGCAUUCUUGGAGGGGCCCGCAGAUCCAGACCAGCCCGUAUUCUCGCUCGUGAGUGGGAAGUACAGGCACGCGAAGCGCUAUGGCGGGAAGGACGAAGGCACAGCGAACGGGGAUACGGACUCGUCCGCAGUCGUUUUGCGCAACCAGGGGAGCGCGGUGGCUAUCAUGAGCGAUAGCGCUGCUGCACAUUUCCUCCAGCAACGGACAUACCAAGGGCUCGAGACUCGCGUUGGGCAAGACGCGCCUAGCCUGCUGGAGCAGGGGCGCAGCGGCAUCGCGCGGGGGUAUGGCGACGACCAUCGUGAAGGGUCAUCUGCAUAA